This is a messenger RNA of Parasteatoda tepidariorum (common house spider), 918 nucleotides long. RefSeq names its product adult-specific rigid cuticular protein 15.7. Gene Ontology annotation, molecular function: structural constituent of chitin-based larval cuticle. The record is from RefSeq and is a predicted model, not a curated record. Gene Ontology annotation, cellular component: chitin-based extracellular matrix. NCBI's taxonomy places the organism in Eukaryota, Metazoa, Arthropoda, Arachnida, Araneae, Theridiidae.
CACUUAUUUAAGUGACCUUGCUUAACGUAUAUAAAUAUUGGAAAAUUUACAGAUUAGAUAUUAUAGCUGAAAUUGCCAACAUUUUACAGUCAACAUGAUCGCAAAGAUAUCCGUCUUCAUUGCUGUUUUUGCAGCAGCUAGUGCCAACAUCCUCCUCGCUGGACAUGGACACUUGGUCAAUACUGGAAUUAGUGCACGAAAACAAGUCCAAGAUGGACAUGGAAAUUAUGCAUUUGCAUAUGACAUCAAGGACGGCAAAGGAGCCACCAACUCCAGAUCUGAAGUAGGAGAUGCUCAUGGAAACAAGAAAGGAUCAUACACUCUCGCUGAUAUCGAUGGACGAGCAAGAAAGGUUGAAUACGUUGCUGAUGGACAUGGAUUCAGAGCUGUUGUCAAGACCAACGAACCUGGUACCGCUGCUAGCGCUCCAGCUGCUGCUAUCAUCGCCAGUCCAUACGCUGCCCCAGCUGAUAUUGCAAUUGGACAUGCUGCUCCAGUAGCAUCUGUCCUUGGAUAUGGAAUGGGUGUUCCCAUGGUAGCUGCUGCUCCAAUUGCUUAUGGAGGAAUGAUUGGACAUGCUGGACUUGGAUGUGCUGGUUUGGGUUGUGGAAUGGGAAAAGGUCUUGGAUAUGGUAUUGGUGGACUUUGGUGAACUAAUAAUUGGAACAAAUGAUAGCCUUCAGUAUUUAUCAGGAUGCAAAAAUAUUGAACAGCUUUCAGUUUGUAAAGAUUGUCUUCGCAUUUUAAAAUGUGCUUUGUUUUUAAUGGAUCUUCUGUUUAUUGCAUCGUCUUCUGUAUGGAAAUAAUGCUUUAAUAAGUGGGAUACUAUUCAUUCAUGUAAUGCGCAAAUGUUUCGGUCUUGUUAUUUAUUUAUUUGUUAUAUGCAGCAAAUUUUGUAAAUAAAUGACGAUUGAAUUA